Protopolystoma xenopodis is the source of this 642-nucleotide messenger RNA. NCBI's taxonomy places the organism in Eukaryota, Metazoa, Platyhelminthes, Monogenea, Polystomatidea, Polystomatidae. The record is from the annotation of a GenBank genome assembly.
UUGGUUUGUCUCAUCCCCUUUUCUAUCACUUUUAUUUUAGGACAGGUUAGUCAGUUCCCUGGGAUAUUUCGCCUCCGCGUCUUUGCUGAUGACUACUCUUCACCAGACUCAUCUAUUGAUCUCACAGUUAGACGUGCUGAAGCUUUGCAAACGCCCUCCUAUUUAUCUUCAGCCUCCCACUCUCAUCAGCAGCAACCACAAGCUGAUGCCGGAUUCAGCUAUCUGUCACAUCAGGAUAACGUCAAAAAAUCCAGAAAUUCUAAUAGCUGGGCAGAAAAAUCAGUCCAGGGUCAGACCUCAGCCAAAGAUGAGGAUUCCACUCUGGAAGUGGAAGAUGACUUCUUCGGAAGUCAGAUAAUCGGUUCAGCCGUUGGGAACAAUGAACCCCGCGUCGCCAAUCCAAUGCAGACCGAGCAGUCUAGAUGGCGGCGAGCCCCUAGAAACUUUAUGAAGUUCGGAGAUUUCUCAGGGCCCCGGGAUGAUGCAGAGCCACUGGUCGACUACGAGAUUGGCGUUUUUGAGGAGAAAAAGUUUCAGGUGACUAUAUUUCACAUUAGUCCCCUCAUUAUUCUCAAAUUGUUGUCAAACCAAGCAUAUUUGAUUCGUGCUCUGAUGCCGGUCACACUGCAGACGAAAGCAUAG